Messenger RNA from Chrysochloris asiatica (Cape golden mole), 228 nucleotides. Its product is annotated as prothymosin alpha-like. Gene Ontology annotation, biological process: negative regulation of apoptotic process; positive regulation of transcription by RNA polymerase II. The transcript has 2 exons. Lineage: Eukaryota; Metazoa; Chordata; Mammalia; Afrosoricida; Chrysochloridae. The coding region runs from base 1 to 228 and encodes 75 amino acids. The record is from RefSeq and is a predicted model, not a curated record. Gene Ontology annotation, cellular component: nucleus. Gene Ontology annotation, molecular function: histone binding.
AUGUCAGACGCCGCUGUGGACACCAGCAUCGAGAUUACCACCAAGGACUUAAAGGAGAAAAAGGAGGAGGCUGGCAAUGAGGUAGACGAGGAAGAAGAAGAAGGUGAUGGUGAGGAAGAUGAUGGAGAUGAAGAUGAGGCCAAGGCAGUUACAGGCAAAUGGGCAGCUAAAGAUGAUGAGGAUGAUGAUGUUGACACCAAGAAGCAGAAGACCAACGAGGAUGAUUAG